Oppiella nova is the source of this 1247-nucleotide messenger RNA. The record is from the annotation of a GenBank genome assembly. Lineage: Eukaryota; Metazoa; Arthropoda; Arachnida; Sarcoptiformes; Oppiidae.
AUGUUAGGAAACUUAAAUAUUAAAUGUGACUUUUGGGAUAAGGGGUGUCGAAAAGUGGUCAAACUCGAGGACCUCAUACAACACACCGCCAUCUGUGAGCACAAUGAGGCAAACCGUCUGAAGACGUGUGACGUAUGCUAUUGUGACAAAACACGUGAUCACGACUGCGUCGAAGCGCUACUGGAGGCCAAGUGUAGCGCGAAUGACGAAAUAGAUUUGUUAAAGCGAACGGUGAAAGAGUUGAAAAUCUGAUGAAAAGUUCAGCUUGUUAAAAAUGGUAUUGGAAAUGAUGGUGACGGACAAUAUAUUGAUUAAGCAACUUGUUGGAGCACACAUUUUAACAAAGUUAUCAUUUAACAAAACUUUAAAGCGUUUAUCACCAAGUAUAAAUGCCAUGGUUAAAUACCUUGAUAUUAUUGAUGAGAGAAUUUUGACGGUUACAUCGGAUACAGUAUUGGAAAGCAUUUGGGCCGUAAUGUGGAAUAUUACUGAUGAAUCGGUUGCUAAUUGUCAACAAUUUAUGGACAAUAGAGGUAUGGCACGAUUUACUCUAUGUAUGGACUUAUUUACUAAUGAUAAAGAAUUAAUUGAUAAUAUGCUGGGUAUGUUAUCAAAUGUUGCUGAAUGUGACAUGCUCAAAACACAAUUAUUAGCAAAAGAUUAUGUGAAACGAUUUGUAAAACUUUUAAGCAAGGAGAAUUAUGGAUAUUUAAUUAGUUGCAAGGCUGCUGCAAUUCUUACCAAUUUAGCUAUAAUUGGGAAUGAUAGAUGGCAAAGAGACAUCACUAGUGAUUGCCAGCGAAACAUUGUACUUGGUAAGAUAAAUACCGAGAUAAAUGGUUGGUUAAUUAAUUCAGAAAUGCGUUCCAACUAUAACACCAUGCGACCUAUAACGCGAUUAUUGAAAUCAAACAUACCUUCCGAUUGUUAUAUAUGGCCAGUGUGGAGACUUGCUAAUUGUACCAGGGUUAACAGCUCAAAAUACUGUUCACUAUUGAGAACCGAAAAUGGAUUACAAGUAUUGGAUGAUCUCAUUAAGAGGUCAGAGGUUACCAGAACUGUCAAACUUUAUGCCUUAUUAAUCCUAUAUCACUGCGAUUUGGCUACGAGUGACCCUGAUAAAAUGAAGCGACUUGAAUCGAGCGACAGUAUGGUUGUACCUGCUGAAUUUUUGAGACGAAAAUCGAUUAAAAUUUAAUUAAUUGUAUAAUUUUUUUAAUUAAAUUUUUUUGAUACACUGAAAAAGA